Messenger RNA from Linum tenue, 7642 nucleotides. The record is from the annotation of a GenBank genome assembly. Lineage: Eukaryota; Viridiplantae; Streptophyta; Magnoliopsida; Malpighiales; Linaceae.
AAUCAAGAAAACCAGAAGAGGAGAGAGAGAGAGAGAGAGAGAGAUGAGGCUAUGGAGGUUUUUCCUUUUUCCCUUUUGUUUUCUUGUUUGCAAUUAUAAACCUUCCACAGGCAGAAGAAAGAGACAGAGAGAGGAGUGAGAGAGGAAGGAGGAGACUUUCCAAACCCCUCUUCUCUUUCUUCAAUCCCUCUACAUAAAUAAAUGUCACAAGACGAAGAUCCGAUUGAGCAGUGGAAAUGGUCUGAAAUGCAAGGCCUUGAGCUCGUCUCUGCCCCUCCCACUCCUUCUCUAGCCCCCAAUUCAUCUUCUUCACCACACGAACAAGACAAACAAUCAGUCGCCGCAGAGAGACGAGACAUGGGAAGCGGCAGCAAUAGCAAUGAUACUAGUAGUAGUGACAAGAAGGAGAAUGUCGGCUCCGGCGGGGGCAGGGUCGCCGGCGAUGGAGGGGAGAAGACAGGGAAAGUCACCGCCGUCGGGUUCAAGGAGCUAUUUAGAUUUGCCGAUGGAUUGGAUUACGUGUUGAUGGGAAUUGGGUCGGUAGGCGCUUUCGUCCAUGGAUGCUCUCUUCCCCUGUUCCUCCGAUUCUUCGCCGAUCUCGUUAACUCGUUUGGGUCUAAUGCCAAUGAUAUGGAUAAGAUGACUCAGGAAGUUUUGAAGUAUGCUUCCUAUUUUCUGGUUGUUGGUGCUGCAAUCUGGGCAUCCUCGUGGGCAGAGAUUUCAUGUUGGAUGUGGACUGGUGAGAGGCAAACGACGAAGAUGAGGAUUAAGUUUUUGGAAGCAGCUUUGAACCAGGACAUUGAGUAUUUCGACACUGAAGUUCGGACCUCCGACGUCGUUUCCGCCAUUAACACCGAUGCAGUUACAGUCCAGGACGCCAUUAGCGAGAAGCUGGGCAAUUUCAUCCAUUACAUGGCGACAUUGGUUUCCGGGUUCGUGGUGGGAUUCACAGCCGUGUGGCAGUUAGCUCUGGUCACUCUGGCCGUCGUUCCUCUCAUUGCUGUAAUCGCAGCUAUUCACACGACUACGCUUGCUAAGCUCUCCGCCAAGAGCCAAGAAGCUCUGUCGGAAGCUGGGAAUAUCGUCGAACAGACGGUGGUACAAAUUCGGGUUGUGUUGGCGUACGUCGGCGAAUCGAAAUCGCUCCAGGGCUACUCAGCGGCGUUGAGAACCGCCCAGAAGCUGGGGUACAAGAGUGGAGUAGCGAAAGGACUUGGACUUGGCGGGACUUACUUCGUCGUCUUCUGUUGCUAUGCGCUUCUUCUCUGGUACGGCGGGUAUCUCGUCCGGCAUAAUUACACCAAUGGCGGGCUCGCCAUUUCCACCAUGUUCGCCGUCAUGAUUGGAGGACUGGCAUUGGGACAAGCUGCCCCGAGUAUGAGCGCAUUUGCGAAAGCCAGAGUCGCCGCUGCGAAAAUCUUCCGCAUAAUCGACCACAAGCCGGCGGUGAACCGGAACAGCGAGUCAGGGGUCGAGCUAGACUCAGUCACCGGUUUAGUAGAGCUGAAAAACGUGGAUUUCUCCUACCCAUCUAGGCCAGAUGUUCGGAUCCUCAAUAACUUCUCACUCACUGUUCCCGCCGGAAAGACCAUAGCUUUAGUCGGCAGCAGCGGCUCCGGCAAGAGCACGGUGGUCUCCCUAAUCGAACGGUUCUACGAUCCUGAAUCAGGCCAAGUGCUGCUAGAUGGGCACGACAUCAAGACAUUGAAGCUGAGAUGGUUGAGGCAGCAGAUAGGGCUAGUGAGCCAAGAGCCUGCCCUGUUUGCAACCUCCAUUAGAGAGAAUAUACUGCUGGGAAGGCCAGAUGCUGAUCAGGUCGAGGUUGAAGAAGCUGCAAGAGUGGCCAAUGCUCAUUCAUUCAUCAUCAAGUUACCAGAUGGCUUUGAUACGCAGGUGGGAGAGAGAGGGCUGCAGCUCUCAGGUGGGCAGAAGCAGAGAAUAGCUAUAGCGAGGGCAAUGCUGAAGAACCCUGCUAUUCUUCUCCUCGACGAGGCAACGAGUGCGUUGGAUUCUGAAUCGGAGAAACUCGUGCAGGAAGCUCUGGACAGGUUCAUGAUAGGAAGGACUACCUUGGUCAUUGCCCACCGGCUAUCGACCAUUCGGAAGGCUGACCUCGUAGCAGUUCUCCAGCAAGGUUCUGUCACUGAAAUUGGGACCCAUGACGAGCUCUUUGCCAAGGGAGAGAAUGGUGUUUAUGCCAAGCUUAUUAGGAUGCAGGAGGCAGCACACGAGACAGCGAUGAACAAUGCUAGAAAGAGCAGUGCCAGAUGUUGUAUUCUUUGUUGUAGGCCAUCGAGUGCUAGGAACUCUGUGAGCUCGCCAAUCAUUGCACGAAACUCCUCCUAUGGCCGCUCUCCAUACUCCCGUCGCCUCUCCGACUUCUCCACCUCGGAUUUCAGCCUCUCAUUAGACGGCAUGCAUCCAAGCUACCGCCACGAGAAGCUCGCGUUCAAGGAGCAGGCCAGCUCCUUCUGGCGACUCGCCAAGAUGAACUCUCCCGAGUUGGGCUAUGCAUUAGUUGGCUCAAUAGGCUCGAUCAUCUGUGGGUCCCUCAGCGCCUUCUUUGCAUACGUGCUGAGUGCCGUCAUGAGUAUCUAUUACAGCCCCAGCCAUGCUUACAUGAUCAGAGAAAUCGCCAAGUACUGCUACUUGCUCAUCGGCCUCUCGUCGGCUGCCUUAAUCUUUAACACUCUGCAGCAUUCCUUCUGGGAUAUUGUUGGAGAGAAUCUGACCAAGAGGGUGAGAGAGAAGAUGCUUGCAGCUGUGCUUAAAAAUGAAAUGGCAUGGUUUGAUCAGGAGGAUAAUGAGAGUGCCAGAAUUGCUGCGAGAUUGGCUCUCGAUGCGAACAAUGUUAGAUCAGCAAUUGGAGAUAGAAUAUCGGUGAUUGUGCAGAAUACUGCACUCUUGCUGGUCGCUUGCACUGCAGGUUUUGUCUUGCAGUGGAGGCUUGCCCUUGUGCUAAUAGCUGUCUUCCCUGUGGUUGUUGCAGCUACUGUUUUGCAGAAAAUGUUCAUGCAAGGCUUCUCAGGGGACCUAGAAGCAGCCCAUGCCAAGGGCACACAGCUGGCAGGCGAGGCCAUAGCCAACUUGAGAACAGUUGCAGCCUUCAACUCCGAGUCCAAAAUCAUUGGCCUCUUCUCCAGCAACCUCGAAGUCCCUCUCCGGAGAUGCUUCUGGAAGGGACAGAUUGCUGGAAGUGGAUACGGCAUAGCUCAGUUCGCUCUCUAUGCCUCUUACGCUCUUGGCCUUUGGUAUGCAUCUUGGCUUGUGAAGCACGGCAUCUCAGACUUCUCCAAAACAAUCCGAGUCUUCAUGGUCCUCAUGGUCUCUGCCAAUGGUGCCGCCGAGACCCUCACUCUAGCUCCGGACUUCAUCAAGGGAGGUAGAGCCAUGCGCUCCGUCUUCGAGCUACUUGAUCGCAAGACUGAGAUCGAACCGGACGAACCAGACUCCAUUCCAGCCCCUGACAGGUUGCGCGGAGAGGUGGAGCUGAAGCAUGUUGACUUCUCCUACCCAAGUCGCCCAGAUAUCCCUGUGUUCAGGGAUAUCAGCUUGAGAGCUAAAGCUGGCAAGACCAUGGCUCUUGUGGGACCCAGUGGGUCCGGCAAGAGCUCAGUCAUUGCAUUGGUACAACGCUUCUACGAUCCAUCGUCAGGGCGAGUGAUGAUCGACGGGAAGGACAUUCGGAAGUAUAAUCUGAAGUCUUUGAGGCGGCACAUUGCUGUAGUGCCUCAGGAACCAUGCUUAUUUGCCACCACCAUUUAUGAGAACAUCGCCUAUGGCCACGACUCAGCAUCCGAGGCAGAGAUCAUUGAGGCAGCGACUCUAGCAAAUGCCCACAAGUUUGUCUCUUCAUUGCCCGAUGGGUACAAGACAUACGUAGGGGAAAGAGGGGUGCAAUUGUCUGGCGGGCAGAAGCAGAGGAUCGCCAUUGCUCGUGCCUUGCUGAGGAAGGCAGAGCUCAUGCUACUCGACGAGGCAACGAGUGCAUUGGAUGCAGAAUCGGAGAGGUCAGUCCAGGAGGCUCUUGACCGAGCUUGCUCGGGGAAGACCACGAUCAUCGUGGCUCACAGGCUGUCUACUAUACGAAAUGCUAGUACCAUUGCUGUGAUUGAUGAUGGGAAAGUGGCUGAGCAAGGGUCUCAUUCGCAUCUACUGAAGAACUUCCCUGAUGGGAUCUAUGCUCGGAUGAUUCAGUUGCAGAGGUUUACACAAGGACAGGUGAUUGGAAUGACAUCCGGUUCGAGUUCUUCAACUCGGCCUAAGGAUGAUGAAGAGAAGGAAGCCUAGUCUGGUUCAAAAAGAGAGAGAAAUGCCAGUAAGAGUACAUUUCCCAGGAAUCAUCCUCGUGAAGCAGGAAGGGAUCCACCAGCGCUAGGCAUCAAUAAAGUACCGAGCUUGUUCCCCAUGUGAUCCACGAAACCAAAAUACAAGCUUCUCAAGUUUGGGUAAACUGCAAUUGGGAAAACUGCGCCCCAAAAGCCAACCAGAAAGCCAAGCACGAUGCUGAUGAAGUACCACCAGUCCAUAUCAUACCAGUAGACCUCAUUCCCUUCACCAGAAGAGUUGUUUUCGCUGCUGCAGUUCACAUCCAAUGGUAGGCCGCAGAGUCCCUUGUUUCCCAUGAAGCUGGAUGCAUCAAAGCUCUGCAGUUGAGUGCUUGAAGGAAUUCGGCCACUCAAGCUGUUGUACGACAAGUUGAGGUGAUUGAGGAAUGUCAGGCUCGCCAAGCCUGGAGGCACUGCUCCAGAUAGCUGAUUUCCAGACAAGUCCAGUGAUUCCAAGGAUGUCAUGGAAGCUAAAUCCCCUGGGAUCCCACCCGAGAAUGAGUUGCGCGACAAGUUGACAUAUUUCAGGGUCCCAAGCCUUGUGAUUUCUUCUGGGAUUUCGCCUGACAGGUUGUUCCAUGAAAGGUCCAGACUCCUGACGUAGUUCAAUAUGGUGCUGUAAGCCUUGACCUGCCCUUGUGCCACCAGAACUUGGUAUUCCACAAACAUUUUCGCCCCGCCAAAGAACAAGUAAAUCACUCCUUGAUCGUCGUUUCUGGAGCCAGACAUGGCACUGAGAUUACCCACACACUGCGGGAGGUUCCCAGACAGAAAGUUAUGGGAAAGGUCCAGGAUCUGCAGAUGCUGCAGAGAACAAAGCUGCUCAGGAAUUUCUCCCAAGAACUUGUUGCCACGCAGAUUUAAGAUGGACAGCUUCUGAAGCCCUCGUUCCCCAAUCCAAUUUGGAAUGUUGGCUUCCAGUCCAUUGUCGGCUAAGUCGAUGGAGACUAUGUUUGAGCAGUUGGCAAGGGAUGAAGGGAUUUCACCACUCAGGCUGUUGUUCUGAAUGCGCAGCGACAGAAGGUUGCUCAAGCUUCCAAUGGACUCUGGGAUCUUCCCUGUUAAGUUGUUGCUUCCCAAUCUUAAAACCUUCAAGCUCUGCCAACUACUCCAGUAAUCGGGUAUCUCUCCAGACAACAAGUUUCCGUGAAGGUUGAGAAACUCUGUCUGCCUCACCUGAGAUGGAUUGGAGGACAAGAAGUUGAGCAAGUCUCCAGAGAGAAAGUUGUUGGAAAGGUCCAAGAAAGUCAUGUUGGAAGAGAUAAUUGGCAGGGGACCCUCCAAGCGGUUCCAACUCAAAUCAAACAAUGAGUCAACGGAAGGAGCUAAGAUUAAAUUUGGAAGCCUCCCAGGGAUCUGAUUGCGAGACAUGUUGAGAUAGAAGAGCUGAGAAUGCAUGCCCCAGAACCAAUCGGGAAAGGGUUCUAGAAUUCCAGAGUUGGAGAGAUCAAGAGACACGAGAUGCUCGAUUUCUCGGAGCCAUAUGGGGAAGUGAGGUCCAACGUACCAUGAACUUAAGUCCAGUACCGCGAGCUGCUUGGGAGGAACCCAAUCUCGUUUCACUUCCAACACGAUAUGGUUUCCAGCUGCACGGAGACUAGCCAACUUGGUGAGCUUGGCCAAGUGAAUCUCUGAUGAGACGACACCCUCAAUCGAGUUCUGAGAAAUGUCAGCAUUUCUCAGCUCUGCCAGCUGACCAAAACUCACAGGAAGAGUCCCAUUUAUUUUGUUUCUUUCGAUUCUGAAGUACUUCAAGGAUGCCAUGCCACCAAAUGACGCUGGAAGGGAACCAUAUAUGGAGUUGUCAGUGAGCACCAGACUGUUUAGUCUCUUCAAAUUCCCGAUGUCAUCAGACAACUGACCAAAUAGCUGGCAACUAUCCAAUUCCAAUACUUGAAGUGUUUCUGAAGGGCAUUCUCCACCAAGGAUUUCAAACACAUCUGAUACACUAUGCUUUAAAGUUAUCCCUGAUAGACAGAGCGAGCUCAAUUGGCACAGCCCUUUGAUUGACGUAGGAAACCCUCCUUCAAAUUCAAGGCCAUAGUUGAACGACAAGUCGAGGUUGACAAGAGAGGUCAAGUUCCCAAUUGAGCUUGAUAUCUUACCAACCAACUUGUUGCUGAUGAGAUCUAUGUCCUCAAGGUGGGGAAAACUGAACAGCCAAUCUGGUAUUGAACCAUUGAAGUCGUUGGUAGACAGAUGAAGAGCUCUUAUGGAGGUAAGGUUCUGAAGCUCAUCAGGAAUUGGACCUCUGAAAUCGUUGUACCUUAGAUCCAAAGAAGUCAGGCCUCUGAGAUGAGAAACCCAGAUAGGAAGCGAAGUUGGAGCAAAUUCAUUGCGUUGCAGGUCAAGAACAGCCAAUGAUGAAAGGUUGACAUUCAUUAAAUGUGAUGGCAUAUGGCUUAUUCGACAAUUCGAAAGAUCAAGUUCAGAAAGAAAAGGGAGAUUGUUUACCAUGCUGAGCCAAUCGGAAACAUUGCUGAGAUCAGCCUUUCUCAAGUUAAGAUAUCGCAGCGAAGAAAGACCAGGGAGCCACUGCAGAGUAUCAGCAUGUAGUACAUAGCCACGACCAGCGCGCAGACUAAGACGUUGCAAGUUUGAGAGGUUUCCAAGUUGAUGAGGGAUGGCUCCGGCAAAUCCACAUCCACCAAGGAAAAGAGAAUCCAAACUGCUCAUGGAGCCUAGAAAACCUGGAAUCGGAAUCCCUUGGAAGUUGUUGUCUGAAAGGUCUAAAUAUCUCAGAUGCUUCAACCCAAGUAAGGAAGGGCUUAUCUUGCCCUUGAGCACAUAAUUCUCAAAACAACCAGGACAUCCGAGAUGAAGCUUGAUGACAUGGGCAGUAGUAUUGUCACAUUCAACGCCACGCCAGUUGCAACAGUCUCCAUUACUGCCAGACCAAGAAGAUAGCCGGCCUGAAGGGUCUUGGAUAUCGGCCUUGAAAUUUACAAGGGCUUCUCUUUCUGCUUCACUGCAGCUGCUGCUACCUGCAACACCACACAUCCAGCUCAGCAGAGCACAAAUGACUGCUGGAACAAUCAUGGAGUUGAUGAUCAUUAGCUGCAGAGGCUGCUACUGUGUAAUUCCUCUAUCAGCGCCCAGGAUAAUGCUUCACUCAUGUACUUAUUGUCUUUUUUAUUUUUUUGUUGAACUUCCAUAUUUUGUCUUGCUGCGGGUUGAUCUUGGGAUAUUCUGCCGGACUUGGCAGCUGUGUUGGUUGCACCCAGUCGACCAGCUAACCAUUCUGAUAUCACGGAUUAAUAUAAUGUUCAGGAUUGGUAAACACUGUUUGUCCGGUUCCCCAUGACGACUUCAGU